UCUGCAUAGCAGAUUCAUGGCUGGUCUGAAUCUGUAAUUUUACUGUAUUCUCCUCCACCACCAGCUCAGUUUUUUCUUUCCCUUUCCCUUUCCUUUUUUCUCGUCUACCAAACAUGGCUGGCCUUUCGACUCAACCAGCUAUAGCAGACAACAAAACCCUUGCAGAUUUUGAGCCUGCAAAUAUACCUAAGAGAAACAAGUUUGCUUUCGCUUGUGCCAUACUUGCUUCUUUAACUUCAAUCUUACUCGGUUAUGACAUUGGCGUAAUGAGUGGAGCUAUUAUCUUCAUACAAAAGGACCUGAAAAUCAGCGACGUUCAAGCCGAAAUCGUUACGGGUAUUCUAAACCUGUACUGUUUAGUGGGUUCAUGCGCCGCCGGUCGGAUCUCCGAUUGGAUAGGCCGUCGUUACACUAUUAUCGUCGCCGGUGCCAUUUUCUUCGUGGGAGCACUCCUCAUGGGAUUCGCUACGGACUACGCUUUCUUAAUGGUUGGUCGUUUUGUUGCCGGAAUCGGCGUCGGGUUUGCUCUCAUGAUUGCCCCCGUUUACACCGCCGAAGUCUCCCCCGCUUCCUCUCGCGGCUUCCUCACCUCAUUCCCCGAGGUGUUCAUUAAUGGCGGAAUAUUACUGGGUUACGUUUCGAACUAUGCAUUUUCGAAGCUGAGAACUGACUUAGGGUGGCGGCUGAUGCUCGGCGUCGGAGCAAUCCCAUCGGUUUUCUUGGCCGUCGGCGUUUUAGCGAUGCCCGAGUCGCCGCGUUGGCUCGUUAUGCAAGGCCGACUCGGUGAAGCGAAGAAAGUGCUGGACAAGACAUCGGACACCAUUGAAGAAGCCGAGCUUAGACUCAGUGACAUCAAACAAGCAGCCGGAAUCCCACAAGACUGCACCGACGACGUCGUUCAGGUCCGAAAACAAUCCCACGGCGAAGGCGUGUGGAGAGAAUUACUUUUAUACCCCACACCCGCCGUUCGCCACGUCUUGAUUUGCGGCAUUGGGAUUCAUUUCUUCCAGCAAGCUUCCGGCAUAGACGCCGUCGUUUUGUACAGUCCGAGGAUCUUCGAGAAAGUGGGGAUCACUUCUUCCGACCAGAAGCUACUCGCAACCGUAGCCGUCGGAUUCGUGAAAACGAUCUUCAUUUUGGUAGCCACGUUCUUACUCGACAGAAUCGGACGGCGACCGUUGCUCCUCAGCAGCAUAAUCGGCAUGGUGGCGUCACUGACAACGCUCGGCUUCUCGUUGACCGUAAUCGGCCAUUCCAACGAGAAAGUCACGUGGGCCAUCGUGUUAUGCAUCACGAUGAUUCUGGCCUACGUGGCUCUGUUCUCCAUAGGUAUGGGGCCGAUCACGUGGGUAUACAGCUCGGAGAUCUUCCCGUUGAGGCUACGCGCGCAAGGAGCAAGUAUCGGAGUUGCUGUUAACAGGGUGACCAGCGGUGUCAUAUCCAUGACGUUCAUUUCGUUGUACAAGGCGAUAUCGAUCGGCGGCGCGUUUUUCUUGUUCGCCGGGAUCGCGACGGUGGCGACUUUGUUUUUCUACACGUGUUAUCCGGAGACGCAGGGGAAAACGUUGGAGGAAAUGGAAGGGCUUUUCGGUAAAUUUAUCGGGUGGAGGAAAGAGGCUAAGAAGCUGAAGGAGAUGAAGACAACAACGAAGGAAUUUAACCGUGACGAUGGAACGAGUAACGGUGAGAUUCAGCUAGGGAACACUGUUACUAUGUAAGGGGUAGUUUAGUAAUUAUGUAAGUAGUCUCUGAGCUUUAGAUUAUGAGGUGGGGAAAAUUAGUUUUUCAUUUUAAAAAAAAUAUUUUUAAUUUUCUUUUUCUUAAAUAAUAUCCCCAUGAAAACGAAGUUUGAGGUGGGAAAUGUAGGCGUUUUUACUGAAAUAUCACAUGUACAACCAAUAAUUAUAUGUCAGACAUUCUCAUUUUAAUAUUA
Messenger RNA from Hibiscus syriacus, 1933 nucleotides. RefSeq names its product polyol transporter 5-like. NCBI's taxonomy places the organism in Eukaryota, Viridiplantae, Streptophyta, Magnoliopsida, Malvales, Malvaceae. The transcript is spliced from 3 exons. Gene Ontology annotation, biological process: transmembrane transport. Gene Ontology annotation, molecular function: carbohydrate:proton symporter activity. Bases 114 to 1718 code for a protein of 534 amino acids. Gene Ontology annotation, cellular component: membrane. The record is from RefSeq and is a predicted model, not a curated record.